AGGCACAUUCAUGUUUUUGUAUUCUUAGCAGAAUCUUGUUUCCCUGCAAAUCAAAUCAACCGGUUAGAGAAGAACCCUAAAAUUCGUGAAGCUAUCAGUAAAAAAUUCACCGAGUAUCUUCGUCGGGCGGAGGAGAUCAGGACUGUUCUUGAUGAAGGAGGUCCUGGCCCUAAUUCUAAUGGGGAUGCUGCUGUUGCGAGGAGGCCGAGGACUAAGCCUGAAGAUGGCGAGGAUGGGUGAUCCGGGGAAGAUAAGUUGAGAGCUGGAUUGAAUUCGGCGAUUGUGAGGGAAAAGCCUGAUGUGAAGUGGAGUGACGUGGCUGGGCUUGAGAGUGCCAAACGGGCUUUGAAGAAAGCUGUUAUUUUGCCAAUAAAAUUUUAUACAGUGUAA
This is a messenger RNA of Populus nigra (black poplar), 390 nucleotides long. RefSeq names its product protein SUPPRESSOR OF K(+) TRANSPORT GROWTH DEFECT 1. Gene Ontology annotation, molecular function: ATP hydrolysis activity. Gene Ontology annotation, biological process: endosomal transport; vacuole organization. The record is from RefSeq and is a predicted model, not a curated record. NCBI's taxonomy places the organism in Eukaryota, Viridiplantae, Streptophyta, Magnoliopsida, Malpighiales, Salicaceae.